Molecule: messenger RNA, 2868 nt
Organism: Aspergillus terreus NIH2624
Lineage: Eukaryota; Fungi; Ascomycota; Eurotiomycetes; Eurotiales; Aspergillaceae
Exons: 4
Coding region: 1-2868 (955 amino acids)
Source: RefSeq, a predicted model, not a curated record
AUGCUCGAGGAAAGCGGGCCUAAUAUACGUAAGUCCGAAUACGGCGGUAUUAGUGGUGGUCCAGUGUUCACCCUCGCUGGGGAUCCUUUCGUGCCCAACUUCGAUGUGGACGAUUCGGUGUCAUUUCGAAUUAUCAGCGCUGCUCUCCACAUCGACACCCACCUUCUACUUCACGAGAUGUCCGCCUCCCUCAAAAUAGCAAGUCAUUCUCACGAUGAACGCAUCGCACGCAUUAUGUGGGCGGCCCACAUCCUAUUCUAUCUCACCAAGACCCAAAGCCAUAAUAAGCAGCCCCAGGACACCAAAAACAACGCAGGAUGCGACGACGGAGAUACAGAUGAGUCAAGUGACAAUGAGACCGACUAUGAGACAGAAAGAACAGUGAUUCUAUCCAGUCCUCGGGCGUCCAUUCGUGAGAAAUUUCUCGACUGUAUUGCGCAGCUGCUGUCGCCGUGUAAGGGGUGGGAUGGGGUUACUGCAACAGCGAUACGGGAAGGAGAGGAUGGGGUUGAGGUGGAUGUUGCCAGUAAUGAUGAAUUCCUUUCUCGUGAGGGUCGUUACUGUACAAGGUUGGAGCGGUAUCUGGCUGGUUGCAAUGAAGGUACCACGGGAGUGACUGCGACUUCACCGGAAAGAUUCGAGCGGAAGGCGAUAAACUUCGCGGGCCGUCGGGUCGAUCAUUGGAUUAAAGAUCUACGUACGGUUCUUGAGCAUCACCCUCUUCCCCAGUCUUCCCCUGGGCGGGAAGUUGCGAGUACUUGGACGAUGUUUCGGGAUCUUAUACUACAACCCCAUCCCGAUCAGAGUGUCACCAAAUAUAGAGUCCUCAUGGUCCAGCAGGCCUAUGAAUGUGUCAACACACCAGAGUUACGACAAACAUUAUCAGACAUCUUCGGAGGGCAGACCGCUGCAAAGCUCUGGAACAAGUUGAACUUUCUCGCAAGACCUCUAGCUGACUGCCGAUUACUGGCAUUAAUAGCGACGCGGGAACCACACCUUCGACAGUGCAAGAUCGUGCGAAUCGCUUCCCAACCGAAGACGACCCUAGAUCCCAAAUACGUCAUAGGAAUAUUCACAGCGUGGGAACAACUAGGUCUGGGAUCGCCGCCUAAGUGCGUGAUCCAGAAGCUCGACCACUUUAACGGGAAAUUCGAAAAGGCCUGUGCAGAAGCAUAUUCUCUGCAUGCUGAGAUGCAGCUAGUGCUACACUAUGAAGAGAGACGUGCACCACCACCUACCCUGGAUUACUUCGGGUGCAGUAAAAAAACCUGCUUGCUCUGUGAGACCGUUCUGGACGCUCUGCCAAACCAGGUUUCCACACGUGGGAGACACGGUGUUUGUUAUCGUGCCUGGGGCGUGCCGGAUUCGACGGCAGAUACGAUCCAGCUCGCAGUUCAGCGCUUAGAGAGCAGUCUCAUAGGCCGCAUAAAGGGGUUCCUUGACGAUUUAGUGCGCCCUAGGCAGAAAGGCCAAGCUGUGAAUACUGUGCAAUCUGGCCUACUGUCCGACCUUUCGCGCUCGACUCUAGAGGAACUGCAAAAGAGAGAGAAGGAUCUACAGUCCUUCAAGUAUAAACAGGACGCUCAUCGGAACGAGUUGAUGAUUCGUGAAGGAAUCGCCCCAAGGACAACACCCAGACCCCGCCCGGUGGACAAUUUCGAGCCCGAAGACUGUUGCGUCAUGUGCCAUACUAUCCCAGGACGUCUGUGUAAACGCUGUCGAAGCACAUACUACUGUUCCCGAGACUGUCAGCGCAGUGACUACGCUUCCCAUAAGCAUCUGUGCCGACAACUCUCUACUGAACCCUCUCGACCCUCUCCCGAACACAAACGGGCUAUCUUCUUCCCAGUCGACGAAGACCAGCCACGCUUGAUCUGGGUCCCCUGUCGACGCCAAUGCGACGACGACGACCUUAGGCCGUGGACAGAAGUCGAUCACCACCCAUACCUUGGCCCAGACUCACCGCGAAAAGGGACCAUGCGUAUCGAACACAACCCUGUUCGAAGCCGUAACCUAGGCUCGGGGUUCGCAGCCUGGGCUCCACACAAGCAAGGCCACUGCAUAUCCGUUCUCCACCGUGAAGCCUAUCUUAUAGACGGAUCGCCUACGAACCGCAGCAUAUCUGCCUGCGUACGAGCCUCCUGCACUUCCAUCCCGGCACAUGAAUACCGUGGGUCGAUGAUCGCCCUCCGGGAAAUCCAUCACGAAGAUUACGUCGAUAUCACUCUCGCCGACUUACGCCACAUGAUGGAUUACCUCGUCAGCUACCGAAACACCCAUAUUCGUGAAAGCGUCCCAGACCUGCACCACCAUGCCAACACCACUGUGCGCGGGGUAAAGAUCUGCUGCUACGGAGAGGUGAACCUCCAUGGGUCGGAUGCCUUCGUAGGGGUCAAUGUCACCCGCUCAAAUAGGAUAGCCCUUGGCAAGGGAUCUAUCUCGCCGAUAUCGGUCUGUCUAGGGAUGCCGAUAAGGUUCUGGAAGGAUUAUGAUGGCGAGUUUACUCGUGAUCCGGCCGGAUGGAAGGAGAACAUGACGGCGGAUAGUAACCCAAACGCUGCGUUUAUGAUGGUUGAGACGGAUCCUUCCAGAGAAUCAUGGGGCUGGGCUUCUCUGGAUUGGAAUAGUGACAUUGGGAAUGUGUGGGCAGUGCGUGAGGAUGGGCGAGAUCUGAGCGUGGAUGAUGUCGCGAUGAUGUGUUGUUUUGCGAGGCGUAAGAUGCAGCGUAUGUUUGAGGACGUGAUGGAAUCUGGUUCGAAAUUAGAGGAUAGACGGCGGGUUGUGGAACUCAUUACGUGGGAUAAUAUGGCUGCGUACUGGGAGGAAGUUGGUGGUAAUGCGCGGGAUAACUGGGAUGAUAUGGUUUGA